AUGCCCGGCCGCCGUGCGCUGCUCGCCUGGGCCUUCCUCGCCCUCCUCCGACUCGGAGCGGCUCGGAACACGGAAGAGCCGGCCUCCUGCACCUUCGUCGUGCCCCGGAGCGAGUGGAGGGCCUUGGCAUCCAAGUGCUCCCAGCACCUGAAACUACCCGUGCGCUACGUGGUGGUGUCGCACACGGCAGGCAGCACCUGCAGCACUCCAGCCUUGUGCCAACAGCAGGUCCGGAACGUGCAGCACUACCAUUCGCAGACGCUGGGCUGGUGCGACGUGGGCUACAACUUCCUGAUUGGAGAAGACGGACUCGUGUAUGAGGGCCGGGGCUGGGACAUCAAGGGUGACCACACAGGUCCCACCUGGAACCCCAUGUCGAUUGGCAUCACUUUCAUGGGCAACUACAUGGAGCGGACACCCCCGCCCCGGGCCCUCCGGGCAGCCCAGAAUCUGCUGGACUGCGGCUUAGAUCGGGGAGCCCUGAGCUCCAACUACGAAAUCAAAGGACACCGGGAUGUACAGCAGACACUCUCUCCAGGUGACAAGCUGUAUGAAAUCAUCCAGAAGUGGCAACACUACCGAGAGUGA
Molecule: messenger RNA, 588 nt
Organism: Cynocephalus volans (Philippine flying lemur)
Lineage: Eukaryota; Metazoa; Chordata; Mammalia; Dermoptera; Cynocephalidae
Gene: PGLYRP1
Product: peptidoglycan recognition protein 1
Exons: 3
Coding region: 1-588 (195 amino acids)
Biological process (GO): peptidoglycan catabolic process; defense response to Gram-positive bacterium; detection of bacterium
Molecular function (GO): zinc ion binding; N-acetylmuramoyl-L-alanine amidase activity; peptidoglycan binding
Source: RefSeq, a predicted model, not a curated record